Molecule: messenger RNA, 4966 nt
Organism: Peromyscus eremicus (cactus mouse)
Lineage: Eukaryota; Metazoa; Chordata; Mammalia; Rodentia; Cricetidae
Gene: Mafg
Product: MAF bZIP transcription factor G
Exons: 3
Coding region: 3258-3746 (162 amino acids)
Biological process (GO): regulation of epidermal cell differentiation; regulation of transcription by RNA polymerase II
Cellular component (GO): nucleus
Molecular function (GO): RNA polymerase II cis-regulatory region sequence-specific DNA binding; DNA-binding transcription factor activity, RNA polymerase II-specific
Source: RefSeq, a predicted model, not a curated record
UCCGCCUGGGUCAGCGGGGUGGCUGCUCCAAGCUGCUGACUCAUCAGGUGUCCGUCGGCUUCCGAGCGGGCGGGGUCGCGCGCGGGCUGGCAGGGGCGGCGGGGAGACCCUGCUGAGCGGCUUGAGCUCGCCACGCGCGUGCGAGCCCAGCGGAGACGUGCUGAGUCAUCAGCAUGAGGUCACUUGGUGCUCCUGCUGACGCCGGGCUGGGGCGGGGGGCCCAGGCCCGCUAUCGGGCCGUCUGAGUGGGAGGCAGGGCUAGAUCCGGGCGGCGAAGGUCGGGCCAGGAUCCCGGUCGUGUUUAAGUUUGACGGACCCGUAAGUUGGAGGCAAAGGCCUCCAAGGAGGCAUCAUUACUGGGGCGCGCCGCAGGUUUCUCCCAGGGUGGAAGGUAAAGUCCCAGGCUUACGCAUCCCUCCUAGGAUCUUGGGCUUCUGGUCCAGGUCCCUCUCCUGGUCCAGUUCCCCAAACUGGGAGACACAGAUCGGAGUACGCCGAGGGGUGGAGCUUAGGUGGGCCGAGCCAGCUUGUCUGGGAAGGAGGCUUUCCUUCUGAGUGACCCCUGGCUGGACGGAAGAGACCGGGAGCCAGGGGAGAAGGGUGUGUGGCUUGAAGGAAGCUGGGGCAGCUCCACCAGCUAAUGGAAGGAAAGGGUAGAUCUAGGUAGGCGCAAGCAUGGAGUGGAAAUGUAGUUCUCAUUUACCUCUACGUUAUCCCUGUCAGAAGAGUUUGGGGUCCCACUGUUGCCUGAAGUUGGCAAAAGUGUGCCUGCCCUGUUGGGUGUCUGACCUGAUGGCUGUGGAACUCUUGGGAAGUGACAGCCUGUGUGGGUGUGGCCUCCACCUUUGCAUGGCUGAAUGGAUAUUUAUUGACUUCUCUGUUGUAAAGGUUCCUGAGCUCUAUUCUGCAUUGCUUUCCUUUUCGGGGUUUCAUGGCUAGCUUCAGCAGAUCUUGUGGUUUGUGCUUAAGGGUGUCUCCUCAACACUUAACUACACUUGCUUGUAGGUGCCAAGUGUUUUCAUUGAGGGGUGGAACUUUAUUCCCUAUGAAAAUUCAAGAUCCCAGAAAGGUGUUUAAGCUUUGGAGUUACUAUGCUUCUGUGAACAUAAAGUUUUAAGUUCUUUUCAGCUAAUGUCAGUAUCUGAAGGAGGGGAGACCUAAGUCAGGGUCUCCUGCACUGGAGUUUGAAGGCAAGGUUGAGCAAGGGUCACUGACUUUGCUUGAGACUAACGUCCAGAUUGUCUAAUGUGAGAGGACUUAGGUGGGCCGAGCCAGCUUGUCUGGGAAGGAGGCUUUCCUUCUGAGUGACCCCUGAGAUGCCCAAACCUUUUCUUUCUUGUCAGUCUGAGUGGGUGGCCCCGAGUCCCUUGGUGCCUUGUGAUUAUCCAUAGCUGUCAGUAUUUGGAGGAGGGCGGGGUUGGGGGGACAGCUCGUCUUGAUUAUCUUCCCUGAGCUUCUUCCUCAGGCUCUGAACUAUCUAUCCCUCAGCACAGCUGUCCUCCAAACCUGUCUGCCUGGUCACUCUGUGACCCUAGGUGGGUAGAAGCCAGGCAGGCAGCUGGAAGCACUGGCUUUGCUGAGACCUGCUCUUCCUGGUUAAGCAUACAUAUGAGUAUACACACGCACAUUUGUAUGCCCGCGCGCGCACACACACACACACACACACACACACACACCUUUGAUCAGGAGGCAAUUGGCUGUACUUGUGCUGAGUUCAGGCCUUCAGUAGAGGGUAAAAUCUGUUGAGGAGGCACUUUUCAGCUCCCAGCCACCGCACUCUGCACUUUUCUGUGCAGUCUCAGGAAGUCACCGCUUUGAGCUCAGCAGUCUGUGUGAGGGAAGCUCCUGCUGGGGCUGCCUCUCUUCACCUCGACUUGUGCACCUGGUAUGAGUCCGGGGCCCCUUCAGACCUCUCAUUCUGACUCUUGUCUUUCUCUUUGAUCUAGCAGGACCCUUGCCUCUGAAAAUGCCCUUAAUCUGGUCCUGGAGAAGUGUCUCGAGUCUGUGCUUGGUGUUUGCAUGUAGCCACACCUCCUGUACGAGGUUAAGAGUGGUAGGGUCUCUACUCAAGAGAACUUGUGCCUCUGCCUCCCUGGCUCACACUUUAGUCCCCUCGAUAAGUGUAAUAAGCACCCCCUCCCCCCACGUCCAGCACAUUGUUGCCUGAAGUGCUUACAGCCUUCAGCCUCCUCUGAAAGAGGCUGCAGCAACCUCACCUGCCAUUCCUUCCAUUCCCCUGCAUCUAACCUGGAGAGAGGAGAAGGCAUCUUUACCCAUGGGACUGACUGAUAGGUGCUGGGCUAAGUGGGGAUUCCCAGCCUGGGUCUACAAAAAAUGUUCUUGGCAAGGCUUUAGAAAGCUGAAAAUGAGAUUGUGUGCAGAGGGGCGGCUGGCUGUAGGAGGUAGCUGUUUUGCUUUUGUUUUCUGGCCCUGUGGUCAUUGACCCUAGGCAGAGGGCCAGAGACUAUCUGUGACCCAAAGGGGCUGGCUCUUGCCUCCUUCCCGCUAACAGUGCCCUUUCUCUGCUAAUUGUGGGGGCCCUUGUGAAACACCCAGUGUCGGGUGGGGCAGGAGCGCAGGAUGCCGCAACCAAGCCACAGGAUGGUUACCCCAUCUGUAAAGGAGGUGGACAGGGAGGACUGGAGGGGCCCGGGCUCAGCUACUCCCAGCUGGAUUGCCUGCUACCUGGAAGGUGAGAGGAUUCCCAGUAAGUGCAGUUAGAGCAGACCUGGUUGGUCCUUUGCCAAAAUGAGGCAGGAAGCAACUUCCUAAGUCUUACAAGGAGAAAGGGCUUUCUUUUGUCCUGGGUCAGCUUAGGGAAGCAUAUAUGGGAAGUGGGAUCCUGGAGUACAGGGUCCCUGACUGACCCUUGCCUGCUGUUGGUCCCAGUAGUAGGUCUCCUGGGGAACUGUUGGCUGGCCUCAGGAAUGGGAGAACAGCUCAGGAAGAGAGGGAGGCGAUAUGCUGAGUCAGCGUGACUCGCCAGGAACAGUGUGCUCUGGGGCAGCACUGGGGUUAUUUUUAAAGCUCAGCUUCCUUCUAGGCUUGCCCCUCCUGCAGUCCAGACCUUCUAAUCUCUUGCUGCUCCCUUUGUCUUCGGCCUUCACAUCGCUGGUUCUUCCCUGGGCAGAACCUCCUGCUCUCCCACCUGGCUCUCUGGGGGAAAGGGCCUGCUGAAGCAGUCCAGCUCAGGCUGAGCAAGGUUCAAGCAAGGGCUGUCCUCAGGUCAGAGUGCCUGCUCAUUGUGCCCCCGGGUUAUGACGACCCCCAAUAAAGGAAACAAGGCCUUAAAGGUGAAGCGGGAGCCAGGCGAGAAUGGCACCAGCUUGACUGAUGAGGAGCUGGUGACCAUGUCGGUGCGAGAGUUGAACCAGCACCUGCGAGGCCUAUCCAAGGAAGAGAUUAUCCAACUGAAGCAGCGUCGUCGCACACUGAAGAACCGCGGCUACGCAGCCAGCUGUCGGGUGAAGCGGGUGACACAGAAGGAGGAGCUGGAGAAGCAGAAGGCGGAGCUACAGCAGGAGGUGGAGAAGCUGGCCUCUGAAAAUGCCAGCAUGAAGCUGGAGCUCGAUGCUCUGCGCUCCAAGUAUGAGGCCCUGCAGAACUUUGCCAGGACCGUGGCCCGAAGCCCUGUGGCCCCAGCUCGAGGUCCCCUUGCUGCUGGCCUGGGGCCCUUGGUCCCUGGCAAGGUGGCUGCCACCAGUGUCAUCACAAUAGUGAAGUCCAAGACAGAUGCUCGGUCGUAGGGACACGUGCAAUCGCCAGGCAGGUCUUUAAGGGGCCACUAAGUGCGUGGCAAAGUUGGCAGCCCUGUCCCUCUUCCUUUCCUUUUCCUGUCUCUUCUCCUCUCCCUUCCCCCUUCCCUCCCCUGCAAAGCACAACCUGCACCCAGGGGCGUUGGGCUGAGCCCCUUUGAUAUCAUCCUUGUCGUCACGCGUGUGUUUCGUACGUUGGGAUUGGUCAGUUCAACAGUGAUGUUGGGUUGCCUCUAACCCCUUUGUACCAAGGCCAUGCAGGCUAGGAGUCCAGAGUGGGCACUGUGGGAAUGGACAGGAGUGCACUGGGCUUAGGUCUGCCUUUCUCUCUGGUGGUCUGCAGGCCCUGCAGGCUGCCGGUCUGCAGUGGGACUUGAGAGCUUUCUCUUCAGAUUCCAGUGGGCCUCUCAGCUUGAUCCAGAAAGGAAGAGACGGGCUCUGCCCUGAAAAGUGGUUAUGUCUUGAAGGCCCUGGAUGGAUAGGCCACCAGCCUGGGCACUGGGGCAGGAACCAUGGUGCUGGAGCCUGGCACAGUGCACUGGAUAAGACCAAAUCGCCGGUUAUAAGUGUGGGUGGAAGGUGUGUCAGUGUGUCCUGCGAUGGGUCCGGUGUCACUGUUUACAUGACCUAUUUGUGUGGUUAUAUAGCCCUUUAUUUAAAAGAAAAGUUCCUUUUACGAAGUUAUUAAAUUAUAUGUUUAAGAGCUAAAAAGGAAAAAAAAGAGCUGCAGAGUAUUUAUAAAAUUGUCUUAAAAAAAAAAACAAAAAAAAACAACAUUUGACCGUAUAAAUGGAAAAGGGAAGAAAGUAUAGUAGAAACUUUGCUAGUUAAAAAAAAAAAUCCCUUUCUUGUAAACUUGGGACAGCUCUGUGGCUGUUGGAGUUUAGUUUUUAUACACAGAGUUAACAGACAUUACUUAUAAAAACUUAGUUUAAAAAAAGAAAAAGAAAAAAAAAAGCCGCGCUGCGAGCCGACCAGAGGCCGUCCUCUUUGAUAUCUCUUUUGCAAUUGUACCGAAAGUGACUUACGCCUUUGCCCUUCCUGCUUCCGUCUUGCCGGUGCCGUGGUGUUGUCCGUGCCUGGUGAGCUUUUGUGCAGCCGUAAAGUGCUGGUGCUUCUGGUGACCUUUGACCUGUGGCUGUCCUGUGUGGGUUUGUGUGUGUGUGUGUGUGUGUGUUUUGGAUUUUGUUGUGAUUUUGCUUCUGCUGACU